Molecule: messenger RNA, 2352 nt
Organism: Oryza brachyantha (malo sina)
Lineage: Eukaryota; Viridiplantae; Streptophyta; Magnoliopsida; Poales; Poaceae
Product: L-type lectin-domain containing receptor kinase SIT2-like
Exons: 1
Coding region: 1-2043 (680 amino acids)
Biological process (GO): protein phosphorylation
Cellular component (GO): plasma membrane
Molecular function (GO): carbohydrate binding; protein kinase activity; ATP binding
Source: RefSeq, a predicted model, not a curated record
AUGGCGUGGGCUUCACCCACUGCGCACGUCCAUGAUGUAGCCAUGUUACUCCUCCUAGUGCUAGUUCAGUGUCCUGCUUCCUCCUCCUGUCCCGGUGGAGUAGACUUCAUCUUCGAGGGGUUCCACCAGCCGUCCAACCUGAGCGUUGAUGGCUCAGCGCUGAUCUUGAGCAGUGGCGCUCUCCAGCUGACGAACAGCAGCAACCAUAUUAUGGGCCACGCAUUCUUCCAUUCCCCAAUCAAGAUUCUCCAAGGCGAGAGCGAGUCGACGUUGGAAGUAACCCACUGGAGCACAAUCUUUGUGUUCGACAUCGUGACAAGUUCCGAGAGUGGCAGCGGCCAUGGGCUGGCCUUUGUGAUUGCCCCAUCAAAGCAGCUCCCUGGGGCGUUCGAUCAAGACUACCUUGGCGUCCUUGGGCCAACCACCAACGGGAAUUCCUCCAACCAUGUCUUCGCAGUCGAGUUCGACACACAAUCGAUUGCUGCUCUGAAUGAGCCGAAUGGCAGCCAUGUUGGUGUAGACAUAAACAGCGUCGUCUCCACGGUGUCUGAGCCAUCCUCGUACUACACAGACGACAACAAGAGGGUGGCCAUGCCGCUUGACAGCGGGCGGCCAAUCCAAGCAUGGAUAGACUACGAUGGUACAACCAACGUCCUCAAUGUGAGCAUUGCUCCUGUACCCAUGCCACAACCUCAGCGCCCACUUAUAUCUACACAAGUUGACCUUGUUCCAGUCUUCAAAUCGAACAUGUAUGUUGGCUUUUCAUCAGCGACCGGGAAACUGGCAAGCUCACAUUACAUCUUAGCCUGGAGUUUCCGGACCAACAACGGAUCAGCACAGCACAUUGAUCUUUCCCGGCUGCCAAAAGUUCCGAGACCCUCUCCGUCUCCUCCCAAAUCCGCCAUCAUCAAGAUUGCUGCCCUGGCAUGUGCUUCAACUCUACUUGUCACAGCAGCAGUUUGGGCUAUGAUUUUGCUGGUGCGACGGAGGGCCGCUCUUGCGGAGACACUGGAGGACUGGGAGCUAGAGCAACCCCACAGAUUUUCAUACAAGGAUCUGUACAGGGCAACCAAAGGGUUCAAGAAAAGUGAGCUCGUCGGGGCGGGUGGGUUCGGUCAGGUGUACAAGGGCGUGCUGCGACGCAGCGGGGAUGAGGUGGCGGUAAAGCGGAUGUCGUCGAGCAACACGAGGGAGGCCAUGCGGGGGUUCGUGGCCGAAAUCGCGAGCCUGGGGCGCAUGCGCCACAGGAAUCUCGUGGAGCUGCGGGGUUGGUGCAGGCGUGGACAGGACAUGUUCCUCGUCUACGACUUGAUGCCCAACGGCAGCCUCGACAAACACUUGUUCGGCGACGGCGAGCGCUCCUUGUCGACGUGGGCCGAGCGCUUGGAGAUUAUCAAGGGCGUCGCCUCGGGGCUGACCUACCUGCACGAGGAGUGGGAUCAGGUGGUGGUGCACCGUGACGUGAAGCCCAGCAACGUGUUGCUCGGUGACGGCAUGGUCGCGCGGCUCGCCGACUUUGGCCUCGCCCGCCUGUACGACCACGGCUCCUCCUCCGGCCAGCUCGCCACCGCCACACGCGUGGUUGGAACCCUCGGCUACAUGGCACCGGAGCUGACUGCGUCCGGCCGACCCACGACGUCCACGGACGUCUUCGCGUUCGGCGUCCUGCUCCUUGAGGUCGCAUGCGGCCGUCGCCCCAUCCAGCGCGACGACACGACCGGUCUAGACGUCACCUUGGUCAGAUGGGUUCGACGCCUGGCGCUCAGGGGUGACGUGAUGCUGGCACUGGACCCCAGACUGCACUGUAUGCGCUACGAGGAGCAAGAUCAGGCAAAGCUGGUGCUGUGGCUCGCCAUGAUGUGCAGCCAGGAUAAACCGGACGCCCGGCCAAGCAUGCGCCAGGUAUGCCGCUACCUUGAUGGUGAGCUAACUGUCCAAGAAGACGCCGCGCUCAUAUUCUCCAACACGCCCGACUUCUCCAUGGGAUUGGGAUGGUCCUCGUGUGGGACCAUGUCGUUCACUUCACUCCGAGAUGGCCGGUGAUGUGCCCUACCAAUUCGGGCAAUCAGACUUCCAAACCUCUGCCACUGGGUGUUACUAGUACCACAAACCUGGUAAAGUGAUGUCACGAGCGAGCAUGCGACUCCAUCAUGAGCCCUGGCUUGGCCUCGCGCAUUGUACUUUAUAUAUCUUUUGUUGAAAUCCUUUUUCAUGUUUGUAUUCUAAAAAAAAGGUAAAAAUCAAACGUUCAACAACAAAAGUUAUUGUAUAAAAGGUACUUAAGUUUAGUAGAUAUACUUAGAUUAGAUAGGAAGGACAAAAGAAUAAUCUGUAUGCAGGCUGAUGCUAUAA